Messenger RNA from Cantharellus anzutake, 929 nucleotides. RefSeq lists its product as uncharacterized. Lineage: Eukaryota; Fungi; Basidiomycota; Agaricomycetes; Cantharellales; Hydnaceae. The record is from RefSeq and is a predicted model, not a curated record. The transcript has 3 exons. The annotation marks the transcript as partial.
AAGUUGCUACCGAGGACACCAACGGGAACCUCUCCAUCCUUGGUUCUGGUGUGCCACCAUUAAACCUUGGCAUGCUACCCACCGGCUCAUAUCCCGCUUGGUGCGACAACAUAGUACUCAUAUCCGUUUUGGGCGACCCAUACAUUCGGGCCCUUGCCUCGCCUCCCCCGACUCCCUCGACUGGUUCGAUUCCUCUAAUCACUCCCACCGAUUCUGACCCCUCCAGCCGAUUCUCCCACUCUGAUGCUAAUCUAGCGAUCCCUCACCGUCGUACUCUUGGAUUUUCUCCAGGGGCACGAUAUAUUGGCGCUUUUGCUGGGCACAGCGCUUUUAUCCCGGUGCUUGGAUUAUGGAUUCUUCUACCUUCACCCUCACUUGUCCACACCGCAUUCCUGAUCCUAUAUCCACUGGACCCACCUUUCCCGAGGCAAACGCUGCACAGCAUUCCACAGAUGUGGGACACAACUCAGAUGAGUCCUGGAUCAGGCACCCAUUUUACAGCAUCCCCCGAGUGCGCGCACUCAUUCGUCCGUUCUAGGAAGAGUUCCACUGCACCAACGUUCCUCGUCGCCAGAAAUAUUGUUCAAUGGCGGAUCGGAACUUGUUGUCCCUCUGAAGUAUCAACCGAUUAUCAUUGACCCCAAUCGCGUCGACAGCACGGAGGCCUGGUAUGGUGAUCGAGUGCCGGAUGAUAGUAUGCGCCUCUACCGCCCUCGGUCCAGCAAGGAUGGGACUCGUUUUCUGCUCCAGGGCCAGAUGAAGGCCCCAAUCGUCGUCGAUAUUGGCCAGGUUGGUUAGAACAUCCGAUUUCGUCACUUGCCAGUCCCAACGCUCCUUUCACUCCCCCUUCAGCAGAACCUUGUCCGUGCAGUGUAGUUGAUAUUUUGUAACGUUAUAUUAGACUUGGAAAUCAUUCGACAUUGAAAACG